Messenger RNA from Tribolium madens (black flour beetle), 4185 nucleotides. Its product is annotated as orexin receptor type 2-like. The record is from RefSeq and is a predicted model, not a curated record. Gene Ontology annotation, molecular function: neuropeptide Y receptor activity. NCBI's taxonomy places the organism in Eukaryota, Metazoa, Arthropoda, Insecta, Coleoptera, Tenebrionidae. The coding region runs from base 2385 to 3779 and encodes 464 amino acids. Gene Ontology annotation, cellular component: membrane. The transcript is spliced from 8 exons. Gene Ontology annotation, biological process: G protein-coupled receptor signaling pathway.
CUGUAUAAAGUAGAUGCUGUCAUAAACAGAGGUAUUGCCAUCAUAUGUUUUUGAACAGACAAAAUGUUUUGACAGAAAAAAAAAUCAUGUCAAUUAGAGAAAAUUACAAAAGUUCAAAAACUCACUAGUAUUGCGUACUGCAAGUCUAACGCAAAAGAUAGAUAUAAAUGUAAAAAGUAGGUCGUGAAUAACAACACUUAUCUAGGCAUUUUAUAAAUUUUGAUAUUAUUUUGUCAAAUUUCUUUAUAAUAAUUUCUGAAUUUAAUAGAAUUUCUGAUCCAAUAGUAGUGCUGGAAAAAAAUUUGAUAUAGUUUAAAAUUUGUAUACUUUUAAAAUCUGUCUAUUAAAUUCUUGCACCCCAAUGGUCGCUCAAAUUUAAACCAAUUUUUAAACUGUCAAUGAAACUCUUGUUGUUUUAAUAGCUAUAAAAUUACCACAAAUGAAUUUGCUAGUGAUGCCAACGUUAAGACUGUUCAACAUUUCCGUUUAAAGAAACAGACUUUAGUUGGCACAAAAGCAGUUUGUUGAGGUAAUUAGGUUUGUGUGAUGUCUUGAUGAUGCUUAAACUAUAUCUAGUUAACGUAAGUUCACUAAUGUGAUUAACAGAGUUGAUGGAAUAAAAUUACUCCAAAUAAAACAAAGAGGAGUUCAAGAGUAACACAAAUAGAGGAACAUGGAGACGGGAAUAUAAGAGUCGGAAAGACUGCUUGUACAGUUAUUAUUUUUUUUUCAGGGACGUGAAAUAAAGAAAAAGGUUUAGAAAUGUAAAACAAAAAAAAAACGUAAGCAGUAGAUUACAUAUCGAGGUGGAAGGUGCUUCAUUAUCAAGGCGAAAUUUAAUGAUCAAUGGGCGAAGUUCAGUGGUUAGCAAUAAACAUACGUUGAAGAACGAUCACGAGUAAAUGGAAGCCGGAGGAGUCCGCUUAGGCGAGCUAAGUACUGUGGCACCUAAGGCCCAUUGUGCACAACCUCCAGGUAGAGCCAGAAAAACUGCAAAGAAAGCCCUAUGCUCUGAUGAACUCAGUAAACUUCCCGUUGUAACAUUUUUAAUUACCUUGAGACCGGCAUAUCAGAAACCCAGAUAUUUGUUGGACAGAAACAGUGAAUGUGGAGUGGAGUUCUGUCCUCCUCCAUACAACCCCUGAAGAGGUCGUCAUCUGUGAGGCCGAUCACAUGCAGGUGUCGUUUUAAUAGGCCUGUCCUGUGUACAAGCUCACGAUUAAUUGAAGGUCUUUCCUCCCAAGACUCAUCAGGCGUUCACUGCGUGUCAAGUCUGGGCCCUCAAUGAAGAGCCUUGAUUUCCGCAGGUCGGUGUGUAAACGAAGCUGUUAGUCCAUACCUUUGGCAACUUUUUUAAAUUUUGAUAAUUUAUGGGUAAGUUUUUCAUAUAUUCGUAUUAUACAUAUUAUUAUCUAAUUUCUUGGUAAAAGCUGAAAUGUCUUUUUUAUUUUUUUAUUCAAUACAUUUUCAUUCAUCUUGGUCUCCCAGUGGGAAAGUUCUUGUAGAGAUAUAUGCAAUGAAAGUUUGUAACGUUAAAGUGAACGAACCGAAAGGGACUUUUCACAACGAGGAGGGUGAAAACGUCGUUUAAAAGUUUGACUUUGGACACUUACUAUCAAUAGUAAUUUAGAUUUGAAUCACUGUGCAGAAAAUUAUAAUACCGGAAUUAAUUUAUUGACUCGGAGGAUUAGAAUAAUUACAAGGAAAAAAUGUCAUUAUUUCAAGUAUAACUGGUGUAAUCAAUAAUAAUCACUAAUCAAGUUGUAAAAUCAGAACUGUUUAAUAAAAAUUUUCGGCAUUUUUGAUUGCUUUUGAUGAGGUUUGAUUAGAAAUCAAAGGAGUGAAAGAAGCAAUUUUCCGAAAUGAAAGAAGAUCGACAGUAUACCCCUACCCGUGGGCUGCAGACGAUAAUUACCGAUUUACGUGCAAGUUGCUGUUAAUUUUGUUUUGCUACAAAUAAUGCCUAAUCGCCUAAUCAUCAGCUGACCCAACCAAUGGUAAACUUGCAAACAUAACAAUUCUUGAAUAAGUCGCUAUUAAAAACUUCAAUUUCGAAACGAUUCAUAUUUUGCAAUAAAAUUCGGUGAUUUUGCGCGCUGUGCCUCAACAUAUCGUGGAAGUCGCAGUCGUGAUUCGGCACCCCCACCAGCAGCCAGCAGCAGCUCGAGGUGCACCAAUUUGGGAAGAAGUUUUAAGAAAAUGAAAAGGACGCUGUGUGAGAGUUGUCGGAAGUUGCAAACUUUUUUCCACUCACUUUAAAGUUUGCCGGAUGUGGCGGUCUGGAAGCGAAGCAGAGUCGCCGGAAAUUGGUGCAUGAACUAUCUUUGCCACCGAUGACGAAGAUCGUCUCCAAGUCAAGAAAUACGUAAAAACAGUUAUUCACCAUGCUGGUUUUCCUCCUCGUGACUAUCCUCUUAUCCCAUGCUCAAGCUCACGAAGAGAUUAGAAGUCCUCACGAACGAACGAAUAAUUCGUUAUUAGUUUCAAAAACGCAAUCUAAAAACGACACCUACAUUGAUGAGCAAUUCGAUUAUCUUGUGCGCGAUAAAAGGGAUUGGAAUGAAGACAACGCUAGUUAUAUCAAUGGAAGUGGUAAUAUUACGUAUUCCGAACAGGAGUUUAUUGAUAGUCUUUGGGAACUGAUCGCGCCUAAGAGCUGGACGUGGAUCCUGGUUAUUCUUCACACUCUGGUCUUUAUUAUUGGGAUUAUUGGGAACAUUCUGGUGUGUGUCGCGGUGUACAGGAACCACACGAUGCGGACUGUCACUAAUUACUUUAUCGUGAACUUAGCAGUUGCUGAUUUUCUUGUUAUUUUGUUCUGUUUGCCACCGUCGGUUGUCUGGGAUGUUACGGUCACGUGGUUCUUUGGUAUCACCAUGUGCAAGAUCGUUCUCUAUUUCCAGAGUGUAUCCGUGACGGUGUCGGUAUUAACAUUGACUUUCAUAUCAAUCGAUCGCUGGUACGCCAUCUGCUUUCCUUUGAAGUUCAAAUCUACAACUGGAAGAGCCAAAACUGCGAUCGGAAUUAUCUGGAUUGUGGCUUUGGCCUGUGAUAUCCCGGAAAUGAUCUACGUGACGACAAUACCCACUGUUGAUGAAGUAGACACCGUGCUUUUAACCCAAUGCGCCCCGACUUGGUCCACUGAAACAGACACGAUUUUCUUUAUAUUGAAAAUGGUCCUCUUCUAUUUGAUUCCACUAUUCUUCAUGUCGAUCGCCUAUCUGCAAAUAAUCCGGGUGUUGUGGAAAUCCGGUAACGUUCCUCAUCAAAUAAUAGAUGCGUCCGGGGGUGGUGGUCGGCAGGCCAACACGUUCGCCAUGAACAUGAACGCCAGCACUGAAGGACAACUGCGGUCGCGGCGAAAAGCUGCUAAGAUGCUCGUAGCUGUCGUCGUUAUGUUUGCUUUCUGCUAUUUUCCCGUACAUCUGCUCUCUAUCUUAAGGAAAACUGUUGGUUUGAAAAACACGGACGGCAACCGGGCGUUUUCUUUGAUAUCACACUGGUUGUGUUAUGCCAACAGCGCCGUUAACCCCAUCAUUUACAACUUCAUGAGCGGCAAAUUCCGAAAAGAAUUCCAUCGCGCUUUCGAGCACUGUUGCCAGCGGUCGGGCGGCCAUGGAUUCCAAUUUAGCGCCGUGUAUCGCAAAACGGAAAAGGACUCAGGAAUUGCCUCACGAACCCAUUCGAGGACCGACCUGGAGAUACAGCGUGUGACCGAUUUCGAACCGAGACAUAACAGGAAAGGGACAAAGACUAGCAUGUUACUAGUGGAAACCUAAAAUAAUUCGAAUCAUAUCAAAGCGCGUGUGGAGGCGAAUGCUCACUUUACUAAAGGACAAUCAGGAGAAAACAGUCCGCUGUGAUAUAUAAAUUUGGUGAAAUUCGACGUGCUCUCGGAAGCGUUUUGAACGAUUCCGACUGUGUAAUACAUUCAUUUUUGUUUUAGACCAGAGUAAGCUAUUUAUUGUCAUUAGGCCACAGUCUUACCAUACAACUAGCCAAAUUUCCAUAACCUACUUUGGUCUAAAACAAAAAUAAAGGUAUUAUACACGACUCACUUUCUGUAUCAAAAUGAAUGUUGUUACUUUUAAAACUCUGACGGGGGAAUAAUAAACGCUGAAACUUGUAAAUUAAUGUUGACCAAGUGAUGUUUUAUGUAGUAGACUGUCAAUAAAUAGUGUUAAG